AUGCCGCGCUCCUUCCUGGUGAAGACGCACCUCGGACACCGAGCCCCCAACUACGGGCGGCUGGAGACGCGGAGAGAAGCCGAUGGUGCCUGCUCUGAGCGCAGAGGGCCGGCGGUGCCCGUCCACUCCCCGGACAGGGAGGCUCCUCCGGUGCCCAGCCAGCCCUGGAACUGCGCCUCCGCCAUCACCCGCCUCUCCCUGCCCCUCCUCCCGUGCCACGAGGAGGCUCUGGGGCCCUCUCAACCAGAACCCCUGGACGUCAGCUGGACAGGCCCUCGGGCUGGCAGCACCCCAAGUGUGGCCCUCAGAGCCAGCCUGAACCACCUCAACCUGCCCCUGCUGCCGCCGCCGCCCACGCAGUGGCCCCCAAUCCCAGGUCCCGAUGGGGACGGGGCCCCAGACAAACCUCUCAAGGACCAGGGGAUGUCUCGAGUCCCGGGGGGCUUUGAGUGCACCCACUGCCACAGGCCCUACCACACACCCGCCGGCCUAGCCAGGCACCAGCAACUGCACUGCCACCUGCCGGCCGGGCACCCCUUCACCUGCAGGUACUGUGACAAGGUGUACGCCAGCCUGGGCGCCCUCAAGAUGCACAUCCGCACCCACACCCUGCCCUGCAUCUGUAAGGUCUGCGGCAAAGCCUUCUCCAGGCCCUGGCUGCUCCAGGGCCACGCGCGCACCCACACAGGUGAGAAGCCGUACGCCUGCCCGCACUGCAGCAGGGCCUUCGCUGACCGCUCCAACCUGCGAGCUCAUCUGCAGACCCACUCGGGCACCAAGAAAUACCAGUGCAAGAGUUGCUCCAAGACCUUCUCCCGCAUGUCCCUCCUGGCCCGGCAUGAAGAGGCCAGCUGUCGCCCCGGCCCCUGA
This is a messenger RNA of Dipodomys spectabilis (banner-tailed kangaroo rat), 870 nucleotides long. RefSeq names its product snail family transcriptional repressor 3 (gene Snai3). Gene Ontology annotation, molecular function: RNA polymerase II cis-regulatory region sequence-specific DNA binding; copper ion binding; DNA-binding transcription factor activity, RNA polymerase II-specific. Gene Ontology annotation, biological process: regulation of DNA-templated transcription. The record is from RefSeq and is a predicted model, not a curated record. Bases 1 to 870 code for a protein of 289 amino acids. The transcript is spliced from 3 exons. Lineage: Eukaryota; Metazoa; Chordata; Mammalia; Rodentia; Heteromyidae.